UAAGAAUGAGAUGAUACAUGAUAUAUCUGUUUUAACACUACCCUUUACCUUCAAAUCUUCUUCGAAGUAUCUUUGUGUUGGGUAUUCAGUUUUGGUUGAUGCAAUUUAUUACGGUAUUACAAUGUGUUUUUGAAGGAAAAAAAAACCAAUCAGAGUUUUCUUAAUAAGAGGGGGGGUGGAAUUUGAUGGGUCAAAGUCAAAGUGGUCAAACGAAGCUAGAAGAAGGUGGAAUUUGCAAUUAGCAAAGAAAGAUGCCAAAUCAUCCCGCCAAAACAAAAUAAGAGUAACGAACUUCUCUCUGAGUCUUCUUCUUUAAAACCAGUCUCUCCUCCCCACACACCCAGUUCAGAAUAACCGCCACUUCACAGAACUUCAAGAAUACAUAAAAACACGCACUCACACAGUAAGCCCCCAAGAAAAUGGAUCUUCACCAUCAUCACAUCAAGAUCCUCGCUUUUUCUCUCCAUAUCCUUUUCCUCCUAGCUAAUUCCUCCUUCGCCGCCGCCACCGCGCCAUCUCAGCCGCCUUCCUCCUCCUCCUCCAUCGCCGCCGCCGCAGAAACCCUCCGUUCACAUGGCUACUCGCUUUACGCCUCCACCCUCGUCUCAACAUUCUCCAACGCCGCGAAACUCUCCGGCACCAUUCUCGCAGCUCCGGACUUCAUAUUUGCCUUCUCCCCCAGCCUCACCAGCCGAGCUCUGCCCCGGCCUUCCACCACCCUCCUCCUCUAUCACUCCCUGAAACCGCCCUCACUCCGGUGGCAAGAUCUCAAUUCCCGACUAGACGGCGACGAACUCCCCACCCUGCACUCCGAUUAUUGCCUUUUCCUCUUCAAGAAUCCCAACGGCGAACUUUCAGUCGCUUCUUCCAAGAAGCCAGUUUUGGCGGUUAACAUCCGGCAGCCGGAUCUUUAUGUGGACGCUAAUCUCACAAUCCACGGCGUCGACGGCGUGUUGGACCCGUCCACGGCGACAAAAUGCUCCAAGGUAUUCGUUUCCGACCCGGUGGCGAAUGUUCAAUCUUGGGUCCACCGGUCAUUUCUUGAUCGCGCAAUCAGAAUGUUACGGAAAAGGGGAUUCCACGUGGCUGCUACGGCGUUGUCUCUGCUCCGGCCGGAAUUGUUAAACUUACCGGCGGUUACGGUUUUCGCCCCUUCUGAUAAUGUUCUGUUCGCAAAUUCCGUCGGUUUCCGUUACAAUGCCCGGCGUCACGUUGUUCCGGAACGGCUUCUUAUGGACAGGAUGACGUCGUUUGCAGAAGGAACAGAGUUCGAGACGCUGGCCCCAAACAAGACGAUCUUUGUUGAGUCCGGCAACGAUGUCGUAACCGUCAACGGCGCCAGGAUCGACGGCGUCGAGCUUUACAAGAAUAAGUGGAUCAUUCUGUAUUCGAUUGAGCCCAUGACGUUGGAUGACGCCCUCGGAGAAUCUCAAGAUAGAGGAAGGUGGUACGAAUCAUUGUCGGCGGCGGAGUCUCAGAUUCCGGUAGAGAUGUCAAACCAAUCGGUCAACGGGAACGUCAACGUCAGUACCGGUGUUCCUCCAGUUGCUUCCUCGAGCACCGGAAAGCCAAUAGAACCACCGUCUCCAGCGCCGGCUAGCAGCUUUCUUGAGCUAUCAGAAACAGGGGUUCCCGGAGUUUCACCGGCAAGCGGUCAAGAGUAUGUGGAGGAUAUAAUCAACAAACCAGUCAAACCACCAGCUCAGUCACCGUCCCAAUUUGCUACUCCGGUGAUUGGUGGCUCUACAGACAUCCCGUGUGACGCUUACGGUGUUACAGUUGGAGUUGAUAGUUCCAGUCGCUUCUGUCCGGCGAAUGAAGCACUGGAGAUUCUGCCGGAGAGUGAACAGAUACAGAGUGCCCCUGAUGAACCACAAUUUGAACCGACAGAUGAUAUUGUCGAACCUAAGAUCUCCAAGAGGUUACUGCAAUCCGAACCAACGCCAUUGAUUUCUGAAGACAAGGAGAGACGAGUUUCUGAUCCAACAAACAUGGCUGGUGAUCUCUUCUUUUACAUAUGAUUUUUUGGCAGAGUACAUAAUUGCACUUCACUAGGAGGAAAAGAUGUUUUUGAUUGGUAUGUAGUUGCUGUAAAAUUGUAGAUCACUGAUUCCGAUCCGAUGUUCAUUCUUGUUCCUGUGUUGAUAAUAAAAAAAGGCAACAAAUUGUGCAGUGU
Messenger RNA from Oldenlandia corymbosa var. corymbosa, 2176 nucleotides. NCBI's taxonomy places the organism in Eukaryota, Viridiplantae, Streptophyta, Magnoliopsida, Gentianales, Rubiaceae. The record is from the annotation of a GenBank genome assembly.